This is a messenger RNA of Camelus dromedarius (Arabian camel), 870 nucleotides long. RefSeq names its product iron-sulfur cluster assembly 2 (gene ISCA2). The transcript is spliced from 4 exons. Gene Ontology annotation, molecular function: 2 iron, 2 sulfur cluster binding; 4 iron, 4 sulfur cluster binding; iron ion binding. Bases 21 to 500 code for a protein of 159 amino acids. The record is from RefSeq and is a predicted model, not a curated record. NCBI's taxonomy places the organism in Eukaryota, Metazoa, Chordata, Mammalia, Artiodactyla, Camelidae. Gene Ontology annotation, biological process: iron-sulfur cluster assembly. Gene Ontology annotation, cellular component: mitochondrion.
GGCGGGGUUUGUGGAGGAAAAUGGCUGCCGCUUGGGGCUUGUCCCUAACCGCUGCGGCUCUGAGAGCGGUCACUCCCUGGCCAAGGGGCAGCAGGCUCCUCGCGGCCUCCCGCGGACGUCGGGCUCUUCGGGAAGUGUCCUCCAGCCCCGAAGCUGGCGAAGGGCAGAUCCACCUCACCGACAGCUGCGUCCGGAGGCUUCUGGAAAUCACCGAAGGGUCAGAAUUCCUCAGGCUGGAGGUGGAGGGAGGUGGAUGCUCCGGAUUCCAAUACAAAUUUUCACUGGAUACAGUUAUCAACCCUGACGACAGGCAAGGAGAAGAGGGGGUAUUUGAACAGGGUGGGGCAAGAGUGGUGGUUGACUCUGAUAGCUUGGCCUUCGUAAAAGGGGCCCAGGUGGACUUCAGCCAAGAACUGAUCCGAAGCUCAUUUCAAGUGUUGAACAACCCUCAAGCUCAACAAGGCUGCUCCUGUGGGUCAUCCUUCUCUGUCAAACUUUGAUGGGAUGAUAGGUGACCCAGAGAUUGCUACCAUUUGUACCAAUUUGAGGAACCUGGGAUUAGAAGAAUUCUAGAGGUUUCCUUCCAAUCAUGUCCCUCUCUCAAUUUUAUUUCCCUCAAUCCAGGAGUCCUGUAUUUUGCCACUAUUUAUUUUCAGAAUAUGAAGCUUUUACUCUUGAGUUAAUUUCUCCAACCACAAUUGUAAGGCCAGGCCUCUAGAUGCCGUUACCUAAGACUUACUAACUGGUUGAAACCCAGUAUAAUCUGUAGAACCUGCAAGGUUCCAGAAUUUGAAGUUACUUUUCUGGCCUUCAGAGCUGCUUGUACAUAUGUGUAGGGCUUCAUUUUAAAUAAAGUCCUUAAUUACUUGU